Molecule: messenger RNA, 1706 nt
Organism: Juglans microcarpa x Juglans regia
Lineage: Eukaryota; Viridiplantae; Streptophyta; Magnoliopsida; Fagales; Juglandaceae
Product: autophagy-related protein 18c-like
Exons: 6
Coding region: 357-1595 (412 amino acids)
Biological process (GO): nucleophagy; autophagy of mitochondrion; protein localization to phagophore assembly site
Cellular component (GO): phagophore assembly site membrane; extrinsic component of membrane; cytosol
Molecular function (GO): protein binding; phosphatidylinositol-3-phosphate binding; phosphatidylinositol-3,5-bisphosphate binding
Source: RefSeq, a predicted model, not a curated record
AACUGAAUAUUAAGGGGAGGAAAAAAAAGAAAUUGCAUACAUAUAUGGAUUGGCAGUCGGGGGGAGCUUCUUGGUGUGUUGUCGGUUCUGUUCGAUCGGUGGUCGGAAGUAAGUAGCAUAUGAUGGCAUUUGGAAAGAAGCAAGAGAACAGGACCGUGAAACUGAUAUAGGGGGAGCUGAUAUACAUGGAACUAGUGAAGGGAGUAAAGAUAGGAUCUGAACAUUGCGUUGCAGAGCAAUACCAAAGAACCCGGUUGAUGAGGGUCUGGAGCUCACUAUAGCUGUUUCAACAAACAAAUUAAGCAUACAAAAGGGAUUGGUACCGCAACAAGGACAGAAAAAAAGCGAGCACCUUGAUGACUGUCCCUUCAUCUCACAUGAGUUCAAUAGUUUCAACAUCUCGAGGAAUACUUCCAUCAACAGGGAUCAGCACCCGCGACAACCCAAGCGCUGGGGCUUCUGGCUCUUUCAGCCAGCCUGAACCAGAGUCCAAUGAAUGUGAUGAGACCGAGUUAUUCUCUGUAUCUUGGAAUCAGGACUAUGGUUGUUUUGCUGCUGGCACAAACCAUGGUUUUCGUAUCUAUAAUUGUGACCCAUUUAAAGAAACUUUUAGACGUGAUUUGAAAAGUGGGGGUUUCAAAAUCGUUGAGAUGCUCUUCCGGUCCAACAUUCUGGCACUUGUUGGUGGUGGAGCUAAUUCCCAAUACCCGCCUAAUAAAGUUAUGAUUUGGGAUGAUCAUCAGAGCCGUUGCAUUGGUGAAUUUGCUUUUAGGUCUGAAGUUCGUGCAGUGAAAUUAAGACGGGAUAGAAUUAUUGUUGUUCUUGAGCACAAGAUAUAUGUUUACAACUUUAUGGAUCUGAAGCUUCUUCAUCAGAUCGAAACUUUAGCAAAUCCUAGGGGUUUGUGCUGCCUUUCACACCAUUCAAAUACAUUUGUCUUAGCUUGCCCAGGUCUUCAACGAGGACAGGUUCGAAUUGAACAUUUUGGGCUGAAUAUGACAAAACUAAUUCAUGCUCAUGAUUCCCAUAUUGCAUGCUUCACCUUAACAAUGGAUGGGCUGCUUCUUGCAUCUGCUAGUACAAAGGGCACCUUGAUAAGAAUAUUCAACACAAUGGACGGGACUCGCUUACAAGAGGUACGUAGAGGUGGGAACAGAGCAGAGAUUUAUAGUAUUGCUCUCUCUCCAAAUGUCCAGUGGCUGGCAGCUUCAAGUGACAAAGGUACUGUUCAUAUAUUCAGCCUAAGAGUCAGAGUAGGGGAGGACUCAGCUGCUCAAGGGCUGGCACUGUUUCAGCAGAAUUCUUCAACAUCCCUGGAUGCCCUUAUUUCUCCAAAUGCUGGUUCCAAUCCCAGUUCAUCAUUAUCUUUUAUGAGAGGAGUUUUACCAAAAUAUUUCAGCUCGGAAUGGUCAUUUGCUCAGUUCCACUUGCCAGAAGACAUACAAUUCAUUGCAGCGUUUGGAUCUCAAAAUGCUGUCAUUAUUGUUGGCACGGAUGGGAGUUUCUACAGAUGCAGAUUUGAUCCAGUGCAUGGAGGGGAGAUGUUACAGCAGGAAUAUGUACACUUUCUAAAAACUGAAAGUAGGCUCAGAUAGGGUUCCAUUAUAACUGCGCCUGAAUGUCUGUGUGAAUAUUUUGAAGGCUACAAUUCUGUUUCUUACUGUCUAUUACGUAUGGGAAAAUGGAGAUGGUAAUGAUUGCUCUAA